Messenger RNA from Psammomys obesus (fat sand rat), 1305 nucleotides. It is a transcript of the gene Astl, whose product is annotated as astacin like metalloendopeptidase. The coding region runs from base 1 to 1305 and encodes 434 amino acids. Gene Ontology annotation, biological process: proteolysis. Gene Ontology annotation, molecular function: zinc ion binding; metalloendopeptidase activity. NCBI's taxonomy places the organism in Eukaryota, Metazoa, Chordata, Mammalia, Rodentia, Muridae. The record is from RefSeq and is a predicted model, not a curated record. The transcript has 9 exons.
AUGGGGAGUGUAGGAAUCUUGUGGCCUUGGCUGCUAGCUCUGCUCUCCUUGCCAGGUUUUCUCCUAGGAGCACCCUCAGCACCCAGAUGUUCAGGAGUCUGCAGUACCAGUGUCCCAGAAGGCUUCACUCCUGAGGGAAGCCAGGCGUCUCAGGACAAGGACAUUCCUGCAAUUAACCAAGGGCUCAUCUCAGAGGAGACCCCAGAAGGCAGCUUCCUGGUAGAAGGGGACAUCAUCCGGCCGAGCCCCUUCCGAUUGUUGUCAGUGACCAACAAUAAAUGGCCCAAGGGUGUCGGUGGCAUCGUGGAGAUUCCCUUCCUGCUCUCCAAAGAGUAUGACGAGCCCAGCCGCCGGGUCAUUAUGGAGGCCUUUGCUGAGUUUGAACGUCUCACAUGCAUCCGGUUUGUUGCCUACAAGGGCCAGAGAGACUUCAUUUCCAUCCUUCCUAUGUCAGGGUGCUUCUCUGGUGUGGGACGCAGUGGAGGGGUGCAGGUGGUGUCCCUGGCACCCACUUGUCUCCAGAAGGGCCGGGGCAUUGUUCUACAUGAGCUCAUGCAUGUGCUGGGCUUCUGGCACGAGCAUUCACGGGCAGAUCGGGACCGCUACAUCCGUGUCAACUGGAACGAGAUCCUCCCAGGCUUCGAAAUCAACUUCAUCAAGUCUCGGAGUAGCAACAUGUUGGCACCCUACGACUACUCCUCAGUGAUGCAUUAUGGGAGGUUUGCCUUCAGCUGGCGCGGGCAGCCCACCAUCAUACCGCUCUGGAAGCCCGGGGUUCACAUUGGCCAGCGGUGGAACCUGAGUGCCUCAGACAUCACCCGGAUCUGCAGGCUGUAUAAGUGCAGCCCAGGUGUCCCUGACUCCCAGAGGAGGGGGUUCAAGGCCCACAGUGAUGAAAGAAGCCUCAUUCCUGCCUCCGUAUCACAUCUACAGAGACUUCUGGAGGCACUGUCGGGAGAAUCUGGAAGCUCUGCCCCCAGUGGCUCCAGCGCCGGAGACCAGGGUAUUAUUUCCGGGCUGGUAGACAGCCAGCAAGGAUUGGGGCAUCCUGCUCAGGACACGUUCAGUGGGGUACCUUUGGCAGGACCGCCUCAGAUGCUAGCUGCUGCUUUGGGGCCCGGAACAGGUGCAGACGGCAUUUCUCCAGGGCAGUUCCAGCUAGCCCAGGAGCCCACUGUACCUCCUGCUUCAUUUCCAGAAGGCAGAGACCAGCCAGCACCCAUCCUCCAUGUCUUUGACAGCCCAGCUCUGCUUCCGGGAGGUUGUGCACCUGGAAGUCAUGCUGGAGAAGUACCUAGAGACUGA